UGGGCUUCUCCACCACAUCCCUUUUGCCCAAAUCUCGUGGAUUCAUGCCCGCCUCAAUGCCGUUCUGGACAUACACAGAAAUCUCGUUCACUCUCGAGAUGAGGGCGCCUUUAUGAUUAAACUCCUUCUGGUCGCAGAUCCCACAACGUGAUUGGGGCAAUGAUCAUGACGACGAUGUUACAUCUACUCUUGUUCUCUGACCACCAAUAUGCCAGCGCUGGAGAUUCCGGGCGGCGCAUUCAAACCAGCCUCCACCGACAUUCUGGUGAUUCAAUCUCACAACUCGAUGGGCGGCUCAGGCAUCUCCCUGGCGUUCCUCCGCCACCCCACAACGCACAAAGGUCUCGUCGUCGAUUUACACGGUCAGAUCCGGGAGCUACCAGAUGUGGAAAUGGAGACUCUGGAGCGACAAGUACAGGACGCGCGGAGGUUGAUCGUGGACAAGUUUGGAGCCGGGACGAAGCCAGCGUGGAGUCGGCCGCAGAAUGAAUCUUGCCCUAGCGACCAGUUUUAUGAUCUGGGAACGCAAGACGGCGCACCUGGAGCACUCGAGACGUUUCAGCUAUCAGGACACGAGGUAUACGAGCCCGACGAGCCUGAUGCAGUCGUGUGCUAUCGUGACGGUCUGAAAUCUGUCGUGGAUGAGAUCCCCGGCGCGCUGGUUUCGCUGGAAACGACCAUGUACAAACUACAGCAAGAGCUGCUGCCAGCCUGGGACUGGUCGGCGACCUCUGGGAACGUGCAGGAAGACAUCCAGCAGUUAUUGACGGCUGUGGACUCAAUGGCCACGAUGAACUCAGCGAGCUUCUGGAGCUAACCUCUUGGUUAGUCCCGAAGGACGUCUACUACAUACAUCGAGUGAAGACCUUUCUCAAGUUAUAAGUCACAGUAUAAUCGCAUAUUGCGCCAUCCGUUCCCACAUCCUAAACCAGCGGCUCUGGACUCAUUUAGGUCGCUUGGACGGGCGGAUCACUCAGCUUGCUAGCGCCUUUUCCCUCUUUCUGAGCAUAGAGAGAGAGGAUAAGCGUUUAUGCCACCUUGCCCACACAAGUACGGACACUACUCGGUAGUACUUCUCCUGGGGUACAAAACAAGACGUCAUCCGCACCUCAUUGGAGAAUGACAUCCAUAAACUGGGGUUGAAAGCCGGCUGGCAUCAGAAUCGAGUCGCGGACGAUUGAAGUCUCUUUUGUCGCACCAACCCUCGACGUUCGACGCGCAUUACCACGCUCACUUGGGACAGAUUUUGCGUCGUCGCACAAGGUCAUCUCAUCACGUUCACCUCCAGCGGAAUCUGCUCCUCAGGAUCGGGUUCUCAUCCACUUCUAACGCAUGAGAAAUGCGACAUUUUUUGCCUGCCGACUCCUGAGCUGGAAUCGACGAUGCAUGGAGCCGCGAGAUUCGCACACAGCGACAGAGAUCACAGAAUCAAAUCAGAGGUUCGUACUUGUGAACUGCUAACAUGUGUAAUAAAACCGAUUCGAGAAAGGGUCAGACGACUAGGAUGUGCCCUCAAACACGUGUCCAUGUCCAAGGCCCACGUUGAUCACUUUCUCGUCAGAGGCGGUGAGAGGCAUCGUGGUCAGUGUCAAGUGCGGGGGUGCAGUGUGAAGGAAGGGAAAGCGUAGACCGAUAGCUGCGGGAUGGUACAACGAGUACAAUUAUCAGGCCAUGUUUCGAUUUCAGCGCCACUCGAGGAUCAGUUGGGGCUGCCUUGAACGAGGGAGUCGCGAGGUGCACGUUUCGAUGUAUGAGAGAGGGAGAGCAACAUCGCCCCACUGGAAGCGCCCGAGGCCAGCACUGAGUGACUUGGAUUGAGUGCUCGUCAUCACUCCAUAGCCCUAAUCAGAUUGCGUUCAUCCGCUCAAUACGGAACCAGGGGUCGUGGGCUGCUUGAAGAGGAAGUCGGCCUUGUAGGCGAGGAUAAAGACGUAAACCAGGAUACAGGUGCUAGAUCGGAUACGAGAGGCGGUGUGCACCCGUCGAUGCCUUGCGUAGUCCACGACGCAGUGCUGAUUGGGACAGCUUUCUGAUAACUGAGGUAUUUUUGAAAAGAGAAGGGAGCGGUGUUUUUCGACAAAGAUCAGGCCUCUGUUGCCCAGUAGAGAACAAGAGCAUGGUGUGCUAGUGAAAACAGAGAAUUGGAAACGACAUCAGAGGCUGGAACUAGAUACCGGGCAUAAUGCGCCCCGCGCACUCCGCAUCGCCUCCACAGAAACUCCUGGCAGGGCCCUCGUGCUUUGUGCGUGUCCAUGGAUGUCGUGAAAUGUCGGAGAAGGAAAGGGAGAGGUUGCCGUGGCCGAGUCACUCCGCGUGUCAUCACAGUGACUCAGCGUAUGGCGGUCAUCUAACCGAGCAUUACAAAAACCCUGGUCGCUCUCUGACCACCGACAUAACACCCAAUAGUAAGAUGCAGCUCGAAUCACAAACACCUCUUCUUACGCCGCCUGUAUUCGAUAGCGACUUUCCCUCUGAGCUCAGUGACAUCUUCCACACCGAGCUGUUCGCGUCGCUACCCUCAACGUCCGCCCCUUCAUCCUCGCGCGGUACUAGCCCAAGCGCCUUCAUCUCGAUCCUACCGGGUCCUGAACCAAACGUCUACAUCGCUUCAAACACACUAGAUCCCCUUGACCUAGUCGAGGAACAGAACAAUGCCGCGCUGCGUGCUGAUCCCAGCCUCUCCCUGCCUCUCAUCCCGCCCCCAUACAACUUGUUCGCGGGCUCCUUGAACGGUAUUCACUCUACACCGUCGAUCUCUGCUCCUCGUUCUCUUCCCGACACUCGCCUCGUCUUCACCAUUGACCCACAGCUGGUCGAUUCGCCGGGUUCCGUCGCGUUCUCUGACUUCUCACCCGAACCCUUCUCCAACUCCGAGGAUGACGAGGCGGCAACUCAUCUCGUCAGAUCUGCGGUCCGAUUGAAGAACCGGAAGGGCACUGUUGUGGGCGGAGGGGUGAAGAAGGGGUCUCCGCCGCCUUCUUCGCGUCCCGCACCUACUAACAAAGAGAACCGUGCCACCUUCCGGGCCUCGAUGCUGCUCCCUCAACCUGAAGACGAAGAAGAAGACGAAGUUCCGGACGACUGGCGCCCACCGCCUGAAGUGUUUCAGAAAAUGACGAGCAAGGAGAAGCGCCAGCUGCGGAACAAGAUCAGCGCACGUAAUUUCCGUGUCCGGAGAAAGGAGUAUAUCUCCACUUUGGAGCAGAACAUCGCCGAACGAGACCAGGUCCUCACAGCCAUCUGCGAGGAGCUCGGCAGCGCAAAGAACGAGAAUACUGCUCUGCGGCAGGAGAUAGCGGCGCUCAAGCGGGCCUUGCUCGAGAGCCGCGGUCCCGCACAUACUGUCUUGCUGUCGCCACGCGUCCCGCUGUCACCGCCGAUUCGCGCACUAACGCCGUCCGCUGCACUGUCCUCCUCUCUCGCAUCAACAUCCAGUCAUCGUGCUUCCCUCCUGGUAACGCCGAAUGUGCGCAAGGAUUUGGCCGCCAACUCGAGGUUUUGGGGUGGUCUUUCAUCUCCGCUGGGCGGAGGCUUCACGAGCGUUCAUACUGUGACUGUUCCCGAGCUUUCGUUGAGUGUAUUUGCAGACAUGGACGGAAAGCUGGAUACCGCCCUCGAUGACACCAAGGCGUUGAUGCCGUGUAGUGCCUCGAGUCUUGGACCACGGAAUGGUGCACCACAUCUUAGAGGCAAUGCGCUCGGAGACGCAAAUUCCUCCGCUGUGGGCAACUCGGAUGCUCCUCACAUCCAUCUCUGGAAAGGCACGACUGCUCUGACCCUGCAUGCUCCAGAGCAUCAGGACAAGACCCACUCAGAGACUCCAGUUACAGUCAUCAAGCUUCCUACAGAGCCCAGGGCCAGUAAACAUCUCCAGCCUCCGUCAUCCACGGCCGAUGGUCUCUGGCAAGCCACGUCGUCCUUGUUAUUGUCCGGCAAGCCCAGUCUUCUUGGCCACCAGCAAGCUCUGGAGAACCACCAGGUCGAUGCUGAGGUGUUUGCUGCCUAUGCUGCGGUUGUUGGGAGCUAUUUCCUUCUAUCAAGCCUGGGCGGAGCAUUCUGGGAUGCGUUUACGGGACAUGAAGCUUCUGACGAACCCCGAUCGUUUCAUAGGAUUUGGACAGGUGAGAACGAUGUUAGAUGGCAGGGCGACUGUGAACAUCGUUGAUGCGAAACGUCGAAACCUGCCGGCGACGAUCCGCCUGUAGGAGAGCAUCCACUCUUCUAGUCUCGCUCAAUCGCUGUAUUGUUGUAACUCGUGCGGGUCGUCUGUGUAUAUGCUGUAUCUUGAUUCACUUGUACCAAAAUAUCGUAGUAUUGCUAUGUAUGAUAUGUAGCAUCCAGUUCGGUUGUGUGCCGUGCCACGGGUGGUUACGGUCGAUUUUGCUAAUGCCUACUCUGCCGUUCCAAGGUGCCGAAUCUCCGUAGCGCGGUAUCAUUUGUAUGACAGAACCAUUCUUAGGACAAGGAGAACAAUGGAACGUUAUGAGAUUUCA
This is a messenger RNA of Mycena citricolor, 4493 nucleotides long. The record is from the annotation of a GenBank genome assembly. Lineage: Eukaryota; Fungi; Basidiomycota; Agaricomycetes; Agaricales; Mycenaceae.